This is a messenger RNA of Platichthys flesus (European flounder), 6781 nucleotides long. RefSeq names its product cytoplasmic linker associated protein 2 (gene clasp2). NCBI's taxonomy places the organism in Eukaryota, Metazoa, Chordata, Actinopteri, Pleuronectiformes, Pleuronectidae. Gene Ontology annotation, biological process: mitotic spindle assembly. The record is from RefSeq and is a predicted model, not a curated record. The transcript has 45 exons. Bases 693 to 5348 code for a protein of 1551 amino acids. Gene Ontology annotation, cellular component: cytoplasmic microtubule; mitotic spindle; spindle microtubule. Gene Ontology annotation, molecular function: microtubule binding.
CAGUCCCCGGCAGCGCGCACCGCUCACCGCCUUCUGCCCUCAUUACUACUGGAUUAAGGAGAAACCAGUCACCACAGGACUGGAGCUCCGUUCUUAUCGUAAAAGUGUUUGUGCGAGUUUACCGCUGAAGGAGUCGACAGCUGCGGCUCGGCAGACUUUACCAGCCCGUGGUUAUGGAAUAGAGGGGCGGAGAGGAGCCCGGCGCCAGGCCUGUGGAUAUCUACCGUUAGCCGGCGGAGCUAGCUGAUGAGAGGCGGUCUGCCCUUGUUUGGGGCGCUGUGCUAACUAGCAAGUUGCUAUUUUUGUUAGCAUCACAGAUAGCCAACCAUCGCUGCUAGCUUGUUUUGAUGCGGACAUAUUGAGGGGAGCUGCCGGUUUCCUUCACAUUUACCGCUUUUCUGAACUUUGUGGAAGUUUGAAGCUAUCCGUGAAAGCUAACAUUGUUUUGCUAAGGAGGCAUCGCGCUAGGUAUGAGUCCUACAAAGUUUAGCUUUUGUUUUGGUUGGUGUUAAACGAAUCAGUUUUUUUUACAAGAGGCUUCACAUUGCUGACCUCCCCGCUCAUCACCUCUGCUCAUCCGAGGCACUUAAACUCCACUCAUUGUUCGGUCCUUCACAACCCGACCCACCGACCACUGUCUCCUGUCUGCGGGCCCGGAUCCAGUGGCUGGCCCCCUCGGCCCCGAGUGCCCAAUGGAGGAUCAUGACAACAUGGAGUACUAUUACCAGCAGGUACUGCAGAAAGACGUCACCCGCAGGUUGCAGGUCGGUCAGGACCUCAUCGAUUACCUGAGCGACCCGCAGCGCUCCUCGGACGUGGAGCAGGACAAAUCCCGGUUGGAUAAGACCAUUGACGAGCUGGCGGGAUGGGUGAACUCCAGCAAUUUCAAGGUGACCUUGAUGGGGAUAGACAUCGUAAGCGCAUUCGUGGAACGCUUGGGAGAGCGGUUCAAAGGAUACCUGUCCACAGUUGUACCAUCUCUAGUGGACAGGCUGGGUGAUGGGAAGGACCAGGUCAGGGAUAACAGCCAAGCUCUUAUCCUUCGCUGCAUGGAGCAGUCCGCCUCGCCUAUGUACGUCUGGGAAAGGCUUCUUCCUGGUUUUAAACAUAAAAACUUCCGCAGUCGAGAAGGAGUCUGCCUCUGUCUCAGUGCUACGCUCAACACGCAUGGAGCUCAGCAGCUGAGCCUCAGUAAAUUAGUUCCUCAUCUCUGCUCUCUGACUGGAGACCAGAACCCACAGGUGCGUGAGGCCUCCAUUACAACAUUGGUGGAUGUGUAUCGUCACGUUGGAGAGAAGGUCCGGGCAGACGUAGGAAAGAGAGGCCUGCCUGCUGCACGGUUACAGACGAUAUUCACUCGUUUUGAUGAAGCCUUGAAUUCAGGCAACAUGGCUCUCAGCCCCAGUCACGAUCGUAAUUUUGACGAUGAUGACAGUGUGGACGGGAAUCAUUCUUCCUCAGCCCAGGCUGCAUUCAAGGUACCCAAAGUUCCAAAGAAGCCUGCAGAGUCCUCGGCUGCACGCAGACCCAGUGCUACUGGUGGCAAGCUAGUUUCUAAAGAAAGUGCCGGAGCACUUGAUGAAGAUGAUUUUAUUAAAGCCUUCACCGACGUCCCUCCAGUCCAGAUCUACUCAGCAAGGGAUCUUGAGGACAACCUCAAUAAGAUCCGUGAGAUUUGCUCCGAUGACAAACAUGACUGGGACCAGAGAGCCAGUGCUAUGAAAAAGAUCCGCUCACUGCUUGUAGCGGGUGCAGCAGACUACGAAUGUUUUUACCAGCACCUACGGCUUCUGGAUGGAGCUUUCAAACUGUCAGCGAAAGACCUGCGCUCGCAAGUGGUUCGAGAGGUCUGCAUCACUGUUGGCCACCUUUCGUUAGUACUGGGGAAUAAAUUUGACCAUGGAGCGGAGGGCAUCGUUCCCGUCCUUUUCAACCUCAUCCCCAAUUGCGCCAAAGUCAUGGCCACCUCCGGUGUGUCGGCUAUUCGCAUCAUCAUACGGCACACACAUGUCCCGAGGCUCAUCCCUCUGAUAACCAGUAACUGCACAUGCAAGUCUGUGGCCGUUAGAAGGCGCUGUUAUGAUUUCUUGACCCUUCUGCUGCAGGAAUGGCAAACCCACUCUCUAGAGAGGCACACAGCGGUUCUGGUUGAAAGCAUCAAGAAGGGAAUUCGAGAUGCUGACUCAGAGGCCAGAGUGGAGGCUCGCAAGGCCUACUGGGGUUUGAGGAACCGAUUUCCAAACGAGGCUGACGCUCUCUACAACUCCUUAGAGCCAUCCUACCAGAAGACCCUUCAGUCCUGCCUGAAGAGUUCCGGCAGUGUGGCCUCUCUGCCCCAGAGUGACCGGUCCUCAUCUUCCUCUCAAGAGAGCCUCAAUCGGCCUCUUACUUCAAAAUGGUCUGCAGCUCCAGGUCGAGUCCCCGCGGGUUCAAAGGGUGGGGUGUCGUCGGCCUCCCUGCAGCGUUCCCGUAGUGACGUGGAUGUUAACGCGGCAGCAUUGGCUAAGCACCGGCAAGUCGGACAGGCCAGGGGCUCGGGUCGCCUGACCCCUGGCUCCUACUCCUCACUGGAUGAUGCCUCUGAUAAAACGGAUGGCCGUGUACGUACCAAGCAGCCGCUGUCCACUGCAAGCAGCGUGUCCAGCCAAGUGGACUCAAGAGGACGCAGCCGCGCCAAGAUGGUCUCCCAGUCGCAACGUUCUGACGAAUCCGAUUGCACACCAGGAUCUCAGUCUGCUACCCCUGUUGGUGCUGGCAGUCGGAGUGGUUCACCCGGUCGCGUGCUGACGAGUACGGCCCUGAGCACCAUGAGCUCCGGGGCCCACAGGGUGCUGGCUGGGGUCGGCAGUGAAGGAAAAAGACGCAGCCGCAUCCCCCGCAGCCAGGGCUGCUCCAGAGACUCCUCCCCCACUCGUCUGUCUGUUGCUCCUUCCAGCAUUAGUUCCAUCUACAACGGUGCGAGUAGAGGAGCUCGGGGCAGUCGUAUCCCUCGGCCCAGUAUGAGUCAGGGCUGCAGCAGAGAGGCCAGCAGGGAGAGCAGCCGGGACACCAGCCCCAUACGCUCCUUCACUCCACUUGCAACACGGAGCUACUCUCGCUCCACCGGAGCUCUCCACGCAGCUGACACUUUUGGCGCUGCAGGUUCAUCUCUUGGCAUCAGUCCGUCCAGUCGUCUCUCAUCUUCAGUCAGUGCCAUGAGGGUCCUCAACCCAGGCUCAGACGUAGAAGAGGCUCUCGCAGAUGCACUACUGUUGGGAGACAUGCGGUCCAAGAAGAAGCCAGCCCGGCGGCGGUACGAGAACUACAGCAUGUACUCCGACGACGACGCCAACAGCGACGCAUCCAGCGCCUGCUCGGAAAGGUCCUAUAGCUCCAGGAACGGAGGAGCCAUCCCGACCUACAUGAGACAGACUGAAGACGUGGCCGAGGUGCUGAAUCGCUGUGCCAGUGCCAACUGGUCUGAGAGGAAGGAGGGGCUCUUAGGUCUCCAGGCUCUACUCAAGAACCAACGCACCCUCAGUCGGGUGGAGUUAAAGAGACUGUGUGAAAUCUUCACUCGGAUGUUCGCAGACCCUCACAGUAAGCGAGACUGCGGCAGAGUGUACGGCACGGCAGAAUCCGGUAUAAGCUCAGCCUCCUUCAAGAGAGUGUUCAGUAUGUUCCUGGAGACCCUGGUGGACUUCAUCCUGGUCCAUAAGGAAGACCUGCAGGACUGGUUGUUCGUUCUGCUCACACAGCUGCUGAAGAAGAUGGGAGCCGAUCUGCUGGGCUCCGUUCAGGCCAAAGUUCAGAAAGCGCUGGAUGUCACACGGGAGUCUUUCCCCAACGACCUCCAGUUUACUAUUCUGAUGAGAUUUACUGUCGACCAGACACAGACGCCCAACCUCAAGGUAAAAGUGGCCAUUCUGAAGUACAUCGAGACGCUGACGCUACAGAUGGAAGUUCAAGACUUUGUGAACUCUAGUGAGACUCGGCUGGCCGUCUCCCGCAUCAUCACCUGGACGACUGAACCCAAGAGCUCUGACGUCAGAAAGGCGGCCCAGUCGGUGCUUAUCUCACUGUUCCAGCUCAACACACCGGAGUUCACCAUGCUGCUGGCAGCUCUGCCCAAAACGUUUCAGGACGGAGCCACCAAGCUGCUUCAAAACCAUUUGAAGAACUCUGGCAAUGCUGCACAGGCAACAAUGGGCAGCCCCUUAACACGCCACACCCCCCGAUCUCCAGCCAGCUGGUCCAGUCCAGUCACUUCCCCCACCAACACCUCCCAGAACACCCCAUCACCAAGUGCUUUUGACUACGACACUGAAAACAUGAACUCAGAGGACAUCUACAGCUCGCUGAAAGGUGUCACUGAAGCCAUCCAGAACUUCAGCGUCCGCAGCCAGGAAGACAUGAAUGAACCAGUCCAGCGGCGGGAGGGAGACGAGAGCGGCAGCGGGACAGACAGCAGAGGAUCAGACAUGAUGGACGGCGGCCGCAUGGCUCUGGACAACAAGACCUCCCUCCUCAACACCCCCCUGCUGUCCUCCAGCCCCAGAGGAGCCCGCGAUCACUUCUCCGAUUCCCCGUUUAAACACAGCCGCAAAGACUCCAGCAUGGACGACUCCGAGCUUCUCACCGACGAGAGCAGUCAGGACCAGUCAGAGCUGGUGGCCGAGCUGCUGAAGGAGUUGUCGAAUCACAACGAGCGCAUAGAGGAGAGGAAGGCGGCGCUGUGUGAACUGCUGAAGCUGAUUCGCGAGAACACCCUGCAGGUGUGGGAGGAGCAUUUCAAGACCAUCCUGCUGCUACUGCUCGAGACGAUGGGUGACAGAGAGCAUGGGAUCCGAACACUGGCUCUGCGGGUGCUGAGGGAGAUUCUCUGCAAGCAGCCCUGGAGGUUCAAGAACUACGCAGAGCUCACCAUCAUGAAAGCCCUGGAGUCUCACAAAGACCCUCACAAGGAGGUGGUUCGAGCAGCAGAGGAAACGGCAGCCAUGUUGGCAUUGUCCAUCAGUCCAGACCAGUGUAUCAAGGUGUUGUGUCCCAUCAUCCAGUCGGCCGACUACCCCAUCAACCUGGCCGCCAUCAAGAUGCAGUCCAAAGUGGUGGAGAGGAUUCCCCGGGAGGGCCUGAUGAGCCUGCUGCCAGAAAUCGUGCCAGGACUCAUACAGGGUUAUGACAACUCUGAGAGCAGUGUGAGGAAAGCCUGUGUGUUCUGCUUGGUGUCCGUUUACGCCGUGAUCGGAGAGGACCUCAAACCGCACCUCAGCCAACUCUCCAGCAGCAAGCUGAAGCUGCUGAAUCUGUACAUUAAGCGUGCCCAGUCCGGCUCCAGCGGCGGCGAGCCCCCCACUGAUGGCCUAUAGGAGACACCGCGUCCUCCCACAGGGCGACCACAGAACUGCAACUCUUCCCACCAAACAUGAGUCACCUACUCCCGUGCUUACAUCCACACAGACCAACAACGAAAACAUCCUAACACUCUCUCACAUGAGCCAAACUGCUUACAUCUACACGUACGCUUACACUCUGGACAGCAGAGUGACACAUACACACAAACACAAAGCAGAGGCAUACACAGUCCUCACACAUCUACUGCCACACUGCAAGAUGGAAGUUGUGGUGCAGAGGAGAUGAUCGGAUAUCAGACUUAAUGACAUGAAAUUCCACCCAGGCUUGUCAGUAGAUCACUGAAAGAUGAAGAUAUGAAAUGUCCGUCCUCUCCCCUCUCCAUUAUAACUCGAACACAACAGCAUCUCCUCUGAACAACAUCUUGAUGUCAACAGGAGGAGGUGCAUCUGCAUGGUUCUCAUCUUUCUAACCCGGGGGGGGGGGGGGGGGGGGUGUAAUAUUCAUCACACAGCCCUGAGACGAAUAAACCGGUACCGUCUAUGUUUCCUUUGUGAACAGUGAGUAACUGGGGCCAGGCAGAAAGGAAUGUAAAUUUGCAUUGUGUCAUGGUUUGAUUUAUCGAUGAGGUUUUACCGCAGCUGUUUUUAAUAUCUGGAGUUUUUUUUUUUUCUCUCGUGCACACACACACACACACACACACACACACAGGUUCUCUCUUUCAAAAAGGUGCUUAUGAGCCAAAACAGGUACGACCGACCAACCCAGCACAGGAUCUAAUGUCUGUGGAUCAUGCCUGCUCAUAGCUAAUACAGUACAUAGGCAGAUCCCAACGUGUAGGAGGCGUCAUGUGCUUGGAUAUGCAUGAGACUAAAUUUCAAAAGAACCUAACUUUUUAUCCGGGUCCUGUUGACUGUCAGAAUAGUGCGACUGAGGUUUUAAAUUGAUGUGAAAAUGUCCGGCCCUUUCAGAUAUCGCCAUGGUGUCGUCCAUUUCUCCCAGCUCAUCAUGGAUCAGUCCAUAGGUGCGUGCUGCUUUUACUACAUGAAGUAUGACAGGACAUGGCUUAUUAUCGCAUAGUGGAUAUCUAUAUAUAUAUCUAUGUAUCUAUAUAUGAUAUUAAAAAGGAUUACUCGGUUACAGUGACACCCAUGGGAGGUUGCACGCACGCACCUGUGCCCAUCCUUGUUUUUAAUUUUUUUCUCUGCUGCGCGUGUCGUAGUCUGUCAUUCUCUCGCUCAUACUUAUUUUUCUCUGCUGAGAAAAUUGUAGAAAUGUAUUAUUUACAGCUCUGAAAAAAACAGUUGUCACAUCACCUUCUUUCUCUCCCCUCCGCUUCAUUGUGUUUUUCUUUCCUUCCUCCUCUUGUAACAUUCUAGUUUUCACUGUUGUGUUUCCUCUGUGCAUUUACAAAGCUGUGCUUACAAUAAAAUAAAGAACUUGUACAGAU